Molecule: messenger RNA, 3342 nt
Organism: Pungitius pungitius (ninespine stickleback)
Lineage: Eukaryota; Metazoa; Chordata; Actinopteri; Perciformes; Gasterosteidae
Gene: ifnlr1
Product: interferon lambda receptor 1
Exons: 7
Coding region: 363-2105 (580 amino acids)
Biological process (GO): cytokine-mediated signaling pathway
Cellular component (GO): plasma membrane
Molecular function (GO): cytokine receptor activity; protein binding
Source: RefSeq, a predicted model, not a curated record
ACGGGGAGAGAGAGAGAGAGAGCCCGCGAAAGAGUGAGAAAGAAUGCAAGUGGGCGGAACGUGAAGGAAUGAAAAAACAGGAACCAGGUGAUAACGUGCCAAAGUACACCUGCACACCUGCGUGAAGCCACUCCUUUCCCAGGACGCGUUGGAGAUGGUUGUGAAGCGGAGGCCGGAAAAAACAUUUACAUUUUUGAAAUUUUUAAUUUUCGACUCUGGUUUGAGGAAUUUGGGCAAUAAAAAGGGUUGAGUUUAGAUAUUUUUUGCUGUUUGUAAUACAUGCUGCUUUCAAUAGAAUUCACUAAACGGUGGCAGCUUCGGAGUCGAACUUUCUUUUUCGUUUUUUGUGAUCGACACACCGAAUGACGAUGUGGUCCGUGAAGGUCAUCACCCUCCUCCUGAUCUGCUACGCGUGUCUUUCGACUAUCAACGGGAAAGUGAGUUUCGACUCAAAGAACUUUCACAACGUGCUCCACUGGGACGCCGCGGAGCCGGCUUGCCCCGGGGAAGAGGUCCUCUACAGCGUGCGGUACAAGAGUGACGUAGCAGAAGGGAAGUUCCUGAUAAAAGAGGAGUGUCAGAACAUCACGGCUCUGGUCUGCGACCUGACUGCGGAAACGCCAUCAGUCCACGACGUCCACUACCACGCUCAGGUCUACUGCAACGGCAACCUACAUGGCCAAACCGUGAGGUUCACACCUAUAGCGAAAACCACGCUCGGUCCGCCCGUCUUAUCUACACACUCGACAGUGUCGGCCUUCUAUGUCAAUGUGACCGUUCCCCUGGGGCCAAACGGAGUCUCCGUUGCUGACAUCAUCACCAGGAGCAAACCCUUCGAAACUGGAUUAGUUUAUAUCUUAAAAAUCACAGAGCCACUGUGGGCCGCGACGGUAAAUAAAACAACAACUGGCCGGUUUGUCAUCGGCUUGAAGAACAACCGAACAGAGUACUGCGGCUACGUGGUGUACACACCCCAGGCGGAAGCAGGCCGCUCGGAGAGUGAGCCAGCCCACUUCUGUGUCACGCUGCCAGGUGAUCCUCUGGAUUUCCUGCCGUGGCUUCUGGCGAGUGCUGCUCUCCUCGCGGCCGUCAUUGCAACAUCGGUCGUGUUCAUGUGCAAAUACGUGAACGGUGGAAAGGGAAAAAGCAUCCCAAUGAUACUGUCCAAACAGGAAAUCAGCCCCAGCACCCCGCCCGAAGUGAUGGAGCCCCUGGACUGGAAUAUCAAGAUUUUUAAGGUGGAGAUCUGCAUCGAAACUGAAAAAACAGUAGAGACAAUGACCCAAGCGAAGACCCCGGCGAGGUCAGCAGGUUACUCCCCCCAGGACAACCUUGGCCAAAACUGGCAAGAUGGCACCGUCGGCACGGGUGAACGCAGCCGGACUUCAGGCCCAGAGGACACGAGUGCUCAUUCCUCCGAGACCUACGGUGUGGUGGUCCAAGAGCCUAACAAAAACGGCCGCGUAGGGACCGGUCACGCGCCAACGCUCGAAAGGUGGGAUCCGAGGCCAACGCCAUACAGAAAGCAAGCGCUGCCUCACGAGGAACCUGACGAGGAACCUGACGAGGACAACGCGGCCGGGCGACUGUGCCUGCACACGGUGCUGGGUACCAAAGGACAACUUGUGUUGCUGCUUCCUCAGUUACAGAGCAGCAGCGCCGGGGACAGAGGGACACCCCUCAGCCCGGAGAGGAAACCCCUUUUAUCGGACCUCAAAGAUUCCGGGCCGUCGUUGGCCUCAAUCAACAGCUUCGACGGCUCAGAGUUUACGGACUCAGGGUGCGACGAUAGCACCGUAACCACGCCAACGCACCCCUACUGCAACGGCCACUAUCCCCCGUCGCAACCGGACGCUCCUUAUGUCCAGCAGGGAUGGACGAACGCGUCGUCGGGUGACGCAGCACAGAGAGACACACCAAACUGUUUUCCCGCGCUCCUUCUUGAGACUCAAUCCAAAGACGUUUGUGGAUACAGAACGACGGGCUGCCCGCGGACCUGCGCCGGUCCCAAAAAAGAGGAGGGAGGCGGGAAAGAAGAAGAAAGCGAAGUAGAGGAGACAAAGCCAAUCCUGCUGGGAGGUUGGGUGGUGCAUAUUGCAGACUAAUGUGCAUUGCAGGAGGUUGACGGGUGCUUUGGUAGAAAUACAAUGUGAAUUAAGACAUUUUACAACCACAUGUGAACCUUUAACUACAAAUCAAAGUGAUGCAUAAUGGUUUGUUCCAUCCCUUUUCUAUUUAUUUAUUAAAUCACGUUUGUAUUACCAAAAAGUAUGGAUAAUCAUAAAUUGUGUGUUUACAUUUGAAGACGGUGAAUAUACAUUCUUAAGUUAUUUGCUUUGUAAUAGCGUUGCAAAAAACAAUCAUUUUCAUGUUUGAACAGUUUACAGAUUAUUUUUUACUCAUUGAUUCAGUCACUAAAGAAUUUCUGAAAAUGACUGUUUUCCUUUUAUGUUUCAAACAAUGCUCCUGACUGUUUUCAAUCUCCUUGCUUUAUGUUUGGAUGUUUUUAAUGGCUUCAGAUGAAGUACUUUUAUUGAAUUUACUGAAUUUUAUGAAAUGGGUUUCGUUAAAAUGUCUUGCUUUGUGAGUCCAAAGACAACCAGUUUAUUUUUCAGUCGCCCCAAUUUUAUUUCGCCCCGUUAUUUUGUUAAAGAAUUACUUUGACAUAUCUUUCACAACCUCUUGCAUUGUUAUGGUGAUAUAAAGCUGUGUUCAGACAGCUAAAGGCUGUUUUAUUUUAUUGUAAGGGGUUUAAAAUGCAAUUAUGAUCACACAAAAAAGUUUUGUUCAACUCAGCCAAAACAGUUUGUAAAUGUUUUAAUUUUUAUUUUUUUAGCAUCACCAUAGUGACACAUUAUUGCCACUUGCCACACAUACUCAAUCUGGUCACCUUUAAAUUAUAAUGUAAUAGAAUAGAAUAGAAGUACUUUAUUGAUCCCCGAGGGGAAAUUCAAAAUCCAGGUAGCUCCUGACAAUGUACAAACAAACUAAUGUGGAGUCAGUCUUAAAGAUUAGAUGUGAAAUCAAACCUGAUGUCCUUUUGGCCAAACAAAGCAUGAGACAUUCUCACCUUCUGAGCUGUUUAAAAAGAGACCGAAAUGACUGAAUCACUGCUGCUAUAUUCCUGUUCAUGUUUACAAGGGCUGUGUGUUAUAAAAUUAUUAUUAUAAAAUAAUAAAUUCUUACUGUGUAUUACUUUGCAAAGUUCCAAAGGUCAUUUUGUAAUCGUGACUGUUUGCUGUUGCAGGAGAAAAAAGCUCCAGUAUGUAAGAGCAUAUUAGAGGGUCAUGCAGUCAUGGUUCAACCGAAGUCGCACUGAUAACAGCCUGGUUUUUAACAGCC